Messenger RNA from Osmerus eperlanus (European smelt), 7014 nucleotides. RefSeq names its product YEATS domain containing 2 (gene yeats2). The record is from RefSeq and is a predicted model, not a curated record. Gene Ontology annotation, biological process: regulation of transcription by RNA polymerase II; chromatin remodeling. Gene Ontology annotation, cellular component: ATAC complex; NuA4 histone acetyltransferase complex. NCBI's taxonomy places the organism in Eukaryota, Metazoa, Chordata, Actinopteri, Osmeriformes, Osmeridae. Gene Ontology annotation, molecular function: histone binding. The coding region runs from base 270 to 4646 and encodes 1458 amino acids. The transcript has 30 exons.
AGGCCCAUCUCCUCAAAGCCCACGCGAGGCUCUAAUCAAAACAUUAACAUCUAAGCUAGCUAACUAUUCUAGCUAGCUGAGUUAGCUGGCUAGCUUCGAAUUAAAAUACAAUUGAUACAGUAACGUAUCUUUACUGGGCUUUAAAUGGCAGUAGAAUAAUUAAACUGUCUUGUUUGUGUUUCCAGAAACAGUAAAUUUGAUAGCUGGUGAGCUAACAUUAGCAGGACAUCUGUUUCGCCUCCCGGGUCCUGCACAAUCGUGAGGCAGUCAUGUCAGGCAUCAAGAGGAAAAUUGAAGAUAAUGAUCCUGAUUAUGAGGACAUCUCAUUGGUCCAGGAGAGCAAGCGAAACAAAGUGGUGGAACACAAUGCUCGUGAAGCAACAGUACAGAAGAUUGAGGCUAUCAUCAAAGAACAAUUCUCCUUGGAAAUGAAGAAUAAAGAGCAUGAGAUUGAAGUGAUCGGACAGCGUCUGAAUGAAGCCAGGAGGAUGAUGGACAAGCUUAGAGCCUGCAUAGUGGCCAACUACUAUGCCAACGCUGGCCUGCCAAAGCUCUCUGAGCAGGCCUCCAAGAGUGACCCUGCCGUGCUGAACCACCCAGCCAUCAGGCGCUUCCUGGACUCCCCCUCGCGCUCCUCCUCGCCCCUCAACCACGGCUCGGACGCCACCUCCCAGGGGCCCUCGGAGUCCGAGUCGCUGUCCCAGCAGGGAGAGGGCCCCGAGAGGGACGGCGAUGGGUCCUGGAGGGGCGACGGGGACCGUCCGGAGGCCAGGCCUGGGCGCAACAUCGGGAAAGACACGUUUGGCGUGCCUGCAUCAGGAUCAGGGGAGCACAGGGUUACUUACCUCACGACAGGAGACGAGGCCUCCAGACUGUAUGUGAAGAAGACCAUUGUAGUUGGGAAUGUCUCCAAGUACAUCCCUCCUGACAAGCGAGAAGAGAAUGACCAGUCCACCCAUAAGUGGAUGGUGUACGUCCGAGGGUCCAGGAGAGAGCCCAGCAUCGACCACUUUGUCAAGAAAGUCUGGUUCUUUCUGCACCCCAGCUACAAGCCCAACGACCUGGUAGAAGUCUGUGAGUCUCAGUUCCACCUGACUCGUCGCGGCUGGGGGGAGUUUCCCGUCCGGAUCCAGAUUCACUUUAAAGAUCCCCGCAACAAACGCAUCGACAUCAUCCACCACCUGAAGUUGGACAGAACCUACACAGGCCUGCAGACCCUUGGGGCAGAAACGGUGGUGGAUGUGGAGCUCCACAGGAACUCUCUUGGGGAGGACUAUCUCCCUGUUCCCUCGUCCUCCUCCAGGGCUCACCGGGCCCCCAGCCCCUCUUCCCCCUGCUCCCUGGCCCAGACGCCAGGCCCUGUGUCUGGACGCGCCGUCUCCCCAGAGCCCCUCUCACAGGACCCCCACCCGGCUUCCACAGAGAAAGGUCUGGCCAUCAAAGCAGAGGCACCAAGACCUGCAGGAGGGCACGCAGCGCCCCCCGCCCCCGGCGAACGCACCCCAACCAGGCCCAGAGGAACAGAAAUGAUCACCUUGGGUUCCCAUGGCAACUCGGCCUUCCAGCCAAUCACAGCGAGCUGUAAGAUCGUUCCCCAGGGACAGGCUCCCAGCCCGGCCGAGUCCCCUGGGAAAUCAUUCCAACCAAUCACCAUGAGCUGCAAGAUUGUAUCAGGUUCUCCCAUCUCCACCCCCAGCCACUCUCCCCUGCCCCGCCUCCCCACCUCCUCCACCCCUCUCCACGCCAAGCAGGGCUCCUCCAUGCUCAACAACCCCUACAUCAUCGUCGACAAGCCCGGUCAGGUCAUUGGCAUGGCAACCACUCCUGCCUCCUCCACAGGAAGCCCCUCAGCCAAGCUGCCAGGAUCCCAUGGCACUCGCUCGCCUGCUCCUAAACUACACACUAGCAACUUCCUGCCCUCAGGGGUCAAGGUCAUUAUCAAGCAGGAGCCGGGGGAGGUUCCCACGCAGCAGCAGCAAAUGGUUUCCACGGUAACGGCCCAGCAGCAGCAGCCAGCCGCCACGGCAACGCAGCAGUUUGUCGCAUUGAAAGGAGGUCACGUGAUCUCCAUGUCGCCCCAGAAACAAGCGGGAGGGGCGUCAGGAGCAGGGGCCAUGUCCAGCAAGGUGCUGGGUGUUCCUGUGGGCUCGGCCCUCCAGUCUGCUGUCAAACAAGUGGCCAUCAGCAGCGGACAGAUCCUGGUCGCCAAGGGCAGCCCCUCCGUCUCCAAGGUGAUGGCCGGCAAGCAGGUGGUCGCCCAAGGCGUGGCCAAGGCCAUCGUCAGCGGAGCGGCCAGCAGCCUCGUGGGUCAGCAGGUGGUUGCCAAGGCAACGGGAUCCGCGGGAGGAAGUGGAAAGAGUGGAGUGAUGGCUACCCUCCAGCUGCCUGCCAACAACCUGGCCAACCUGGCCAACCUGCCCCCGGGCACAAAGCUGUACCUGACCACCAACAGCAAGAACCCCUCAGGGAAGGGCAAGCUGCUGCUCAUCCCCCAGGGAGCCAUCCUCCGGGCCUCCAGCUCAGCAGGUCAGCAGUCCCAAGGCAGCUCCUCCGCAGGGUCCGGGGGCUGCCAGACCUCCUCCAGCAGUCUGCCCUCCAACCUCUCCUACACUUCCUACAUUCUCAAACAGACCCCACAGGGCACCUUUCUGGUUGGCCAGCCGGCCUCGCAGAGCUCAGGAAAGCAGAGCACAUCCAGCUCUGCGGGUCACACUGUGUCGUCCCCGGCAACCGGCACCCAGCAGGCUAUCCGGGUCACGGCAGGACAGAAGGCGGCCAUCUUGGCUCAGGUCGUGGGCGGGUCCCAGGCAUCCCAGGUGAAGCUGUCGGAUGGCUCGGUGAAGACGGUUUCCUCGGCAACGGCGGCUCACCUUUCCAAGCCGGGCACGACCACGCUGAGGAUGACGGGCGGCGUGAUCACAGCCACCAGCUCCAUCCCCUCUGCCGCCGUGGCAACCGCGACGCAACAGGCUGCUGACGGGGUCAAGCCCGUAUCCCAGCAACACCCUGUUCUCGUGGCAGCCAAUCAGGCGGCAGUGAUCAACGCCGCCAAGAACGCCGCUGCCGCCAGCUCCAUGGCGAAGAGCGUCGCGGCAACCGUCUCCCUGGUGAAGGGCUCCAGCGGUGCCUGUGCGGUAACCAUGACGAAGAGCGCCUCAGCAGCAUCCGGCGCUGUCGUCACGGUCGCCAAGAGCGUCGCCAACAUGCCCGUCAUCAGCCUGACCAAAGGGGCGGGGUCGGUGGUGGGUGUGUCCAAGAGCUCCAGCACGUCCUUGGUCACCGCGGCGUCGCUGGUCAGUGGGAUGGCGGCAGCAGGAGGGAAGACUGGCACCACUCUCUCAGGGAUGUUGAAGAUCCACCCUGGAGGGCCCAGCUCCCAGCCCACGGUGCUCACCAUCCCAGCCAACCAGCUCAAGCAGCUGGGCGUGGGCUCCGGCCCCGGGGGCGCCCACACCAUCCUCAUGCCUGUCAGCAAAGUUGUCCAGUCCAGCUCUGUGUCUAAAGGCCCAGGCUCCGGUCCCCUCCCCCCCUCCACCAUACCAGGAGCAGCAGGUGUCUCCCCAGGCAGUGCUGCUCCUGCCCAGGCCUCCCCCCUCUCCCUCUCCCUGCCUCUGGCCCAAGUGAAGACUGAGCCGGGCGGCAGCACUCCGGUCAGCGCUGUCCCGUCCCCCACCGUCCCGGCCCCCGGACCCCCCUCCUCCUCCACCCCUGCUCCUGCCCCCGCCACCACCGCCAUCGUCAAGAUGGAGCAGGGGGCCGAGACCACCACGCACGAGAUCAACACGGAGCACAUAGAGAACAUGAUGCAGCUGCUCACCGCCGUCAUGAAGAAACUACCUCUCAUCUUAGAGAAGACUGAAGCCUCCCCUGCGUUCUGCGCCUCCUCUGUCGAGCAGUACUACUCCUGGAACAUCGGGAAGAGGCGUGCCUCCGAGCUUCAGAGGGCAGUGGCGGUGAAGCGUGUUGUCCAGGACGUGCUGGACCGCGCUCCUCGCCUGCAGGCCCUCACCCCCCCCAAGACCAGAGAGGUGGUGCAGUGGUGCCGGCAACGGGGAUACACCCCCCCCGACCCUGAGCCCCAGCGCAAGAACGACGAGGAGUCCAUAGAGGACAUCCUCACCCAGAUAGAUAACGAGCCUGAGUGCCCGUCCACGCUGGGCAGCUGUGAGGAGGUGGUGCAGAAGCUGGAGCAGAUGCAGAUCCUGCUGAAGACGGAGCCGGAGGACGGCCACGACCAGCUGGUGGACAUCACCAGCGUCACCCCGCCCACCCGCAGGCCCAAGGUCAAGGAGGAGGAGCAGGAAGCCGACCCGGAGCCCAAGUACUUCCUGCCCCCCUGCCCCUCCGCCCAGUUCGUCAGUGAGACGGCACAGCAGAUCGGAGUGGCCUUUCAGCCGGUGGAGGUGGAGAAGAGUGUGUUUGCUCCAGUGAUUGAGGCCAUGAUUCUGAAGGCGACGGAGCAGUUUGCUAGUGACAUCCUGAGAGAAUCUCUAGCUGGGGCCUUUGUCAGAUCUGGACAGAACAGGGUGCCUAGGGAGAUCACAGCCAUGAAUGUCCACCAGGCGCUGAGCAGCAUCCCAUCAUGUGACUUCUUGACCAACACUCACAUGGGCUACCUGACCCUGGACGGUGGUCACGGCAACUGAGCCCCCCUCCCCCGUCUGUCUGAGACUCCAUCUUAUGAUUGGGACACCACCAUGAAGGAGGAACCGAGGGGAGCGACGGAACUCUUAACUGGGGUUGAUUGGCUACCCCAUCAUCAUCGUUCUAACUGGGCCUUCUCCUAUAACGGGAGUUCAUCUGACAGUCUUGCGCUGUUUUCGCUGACUGUUUCUCUGACUGUUUUCACUGACUGUUUUUCCUCACAGAAGUGCCCUGCAUAGUCCUGUAACGCCAUUGAAGGUCGAAGAGAGGGACCUGUGUCGUUUAAUCAGAGAUGCCCUCUCUCUCUCACCUGGUUAACAAGGUCGAUGUGGGGAAGGGUUUCCUGACUGCUGCAAGGGAGGUGGAGGUGCUUUCCAGACAUCUGCCAUGCCAGACUGUUCACUCCCCCACCACGAGACGAGUCUUAAUCCUGUUGAUUUAGUCUUCAGUACAGGACACUAUCCCUCUUCUGCAGUCAAUGCAGAUACAUUGAAAUAGAUUAGCUUUUUGAACUGGAAAUGGGUUUCACUGUGUUUGUUUUUUUUUUUUUUUUUUAACACAUGAUUUGCUCCUGGAUCUGAAUUGGCUACUUCUAGAUGGAGUUGAACUAGGCAGUAGAAAUGAUGAUUUUAAUGGCGUGCGUGCGCACUUUAGCAUGAAUUAGUGAUGUCCUCAAGAUCAAACAGAGGGUGACCUUCGCCUCCAAAUCAAUGCAGUGCUGCACGAGUGACGUGAAAACAGCCCUGAUCUGCAGUCCUGUGUGUUGAGAGUGGCAGCACUGACAGACAUGUCCACCAUAUGAACAUGUUUGUCAGUGCUGCUCUCACCCAACAACAAAAUACAGGAAGAAUUGAUGCCCAUUGUAGUGAGUCUGGGAUAAUAAUCCCAUAAUAAUAAUAAUAUUCCCAUUGGACCUGCUUCGACUCCCUUGUCAAAUGCAAGUGCAUUUUGUGAUCCAUAUAUUGGCAGUAUGUAUGCUGUGAUAACCGAAAUGUAUGACCAAGUUGAGUACUGUAUGAACGUCUCAUAAUUCUGUUUUUGUUUAAUUGUACAUCAAUCCCCUAACCAGCAAAGUCAUAAUAGUGGUGUAUGAAUGGAUGAGUUUGUGAUAGUAAGUGUACAGUAUUACGGAUGAAAAUGUUGUAUAUUGAUGCAGUUGUGUGAUACUGGAAGUCAACCUGUUGGGUGUUAUGUAUGAAUUGUGUGAGUGCGUGCCCCUCUGGCCUGAUUGGUCGUAUUGCCUGUUUGACCAAAUUUAAUGUAUUGUAGAAUUUAUCUGACUGUUGUAUUUCCUUUUUUUUUUUUUGUGCUCACCAAAAAUACGAUCAAUAUUCUUGUAAUAGAACAGAACCUGUUUACAAACCUGUGUUUCAUUUCUACACAAGGUUUUUCUACCACAGAUGUUACCAGGGCAGAGACGCACCAAAUUGGCCAAAAGAUGAAAAUGAAGAAGGGAGAGGUGUGGAGAUCACAGGACAGAGACAGUAGAUUACGGUACGGACAGGAUUAGAUUGCAGGACAGAGAUGGCAGAUUAAGAGGCAUAGAUGCUAUAUUACGGGACAAAGACUAGCCCACAGGGCAGAGGCGGGGAUGGAGACUGCUUGCAUGACCAGCCAGUGAGAGCCCUCUGCUCGAGGGGUCACCAUCCGCUGUCGAGUAGCUGACAUGGUCCCUCCUAACCUGGCUGUGAGGCACCAGCUCCAUCCCUGCUGCCUGCCUGGAACCAGGCCUGCCCAGCUACCCUGUCCUGGUCCUAGACUCCUGGAGUCCUAGACUCCAGCAGGGGAAUUCAUGCAUUUACCAGCUGUCUUGAUGAACAUGGAGUACGCUUCACAGUGUUCCUGGAGGAUAUGAAUCAUUCGGAUUAAAUGGCUCUUUUCAUACAAGACGGCUUCUCACUGUCUUUCAUGCUUGAACACACAGAGGAAGAGGGCUCCUGCUAUGCUAGAUGAUCUGUGCGUCUUACCUGACAGGAGAGAAAGGCCGUUGACAUAAUCAGCAUCACAGUCAAGAACAGGCUGCUGCUUUACACAGUUGGAUCCAGCACUGGUACACUAGACUGACAUGCAAAAGGUCUUCAUCUAUCUCCUAUGUUCACUCUUCACAUAAGUGCACCGAGGUGCUUCUAGAGACACAACACAGCAAAUGUAGGCACCGCAUUCAUGAGAGACCCAUGAUGAGGAUGAUUAGUAUGGACGAAUGACUCGGGGAAAUCCAUUUUUAUAAGAACCUAAUAUUCUUUUAUUGUAAUAGCAUUUAAAUCAUAUACUUCAUCUUUGUUUUCUUUAAACAACAUUUUUUUACAAAAUGAAACUAGAACAAAUUUACUCUUGCAAAAUUGUAAACUAGUUGAAUAUAAAGGAAAUAAA